This is a messenger RNA of Bursaphelenchus xylophilus (pine wood nematode), 3708 nucleotides long. The record is from the annotation of a GenBank genome assembly. Lineage: Eukaryota; Metazoa; Nematoda; Chromadorea; Rhabditida; Aphelenchoididae.
AUGGAAAUUUUGAUCGCGUUGUUCUUGAUUCUGGCCACCCUCUGCUAUGUGUUGUAUCGGAAGAAAAUGGAGGAAGGGCCGAGACAGCCCGAGAUUCGACGGGUAUAUCAGCGAGGAGGCGGCUCCGCCAUCAGCGCUUCGUCCAUGCUCACUGAGGUGGGUUGGAGGGGAAAUUUGAAAAAAACUUUUUUAUAGGAGUCUCAUUAUGUAUAUGUCGAUCAUUUUUCUUCAAAAAAAUGGUAAUUACAGGGUGCGCCAAAAAUAUUGGGACAAAAAUCAAUUCCGUGUAGCUUUUUUCGGCUGGCCUUGGAAUCAAAACUUUUGGCCGUUUUAGCAAGGGUAACAGUCUUGCUAUACGGCAACGGUAAUGCCAGGGUUGGGGCCUAUUGCAAACUUGAAAAAAUAUUCAAAGGUUUUUGGGGGACCAAAAUUUUCUUUUCAAGUGGAUGACCGGGAAAUCAAUUUGGCCAUUAUUUCCGCUAAGGGAAAGUAAGAUCCUUCAAAUUUAUUGUGUAUAAAGCACAUGCUAUUAGCUUCGUAACAGCGUAUGUAAUCAUGGUUGACGACCGAUCUGGCGGCGCUGGUCGCAAAAACAAAAGAAAUCCCGAAAGUUCGGAUUUUUAUGUUUUUAACGAUCUCAAUACCACAGUAUCGCCCGUGUUGCUCUAAAAUUUUAUGGUUAUAGAGUGUUUACAUAGGGAAUUGUCAUACUGUAAAAGAAAAUCUACACCUACAAGGGGACAGUUUCUGUAUGGAAAAAACUUUAUGGUGCGGAUUGGAGGCACGGUCCUUCGAAGCUUUAUAUAUUUUGGCAGUUUACUACAAGUUGAAAAGUACUUGAGCGUAAAAAUCGACGUAACGCUGUACUCGGGAUACAUGCUGACACAACUGAAUUACUUUUAGCGAUCUUCAGUCCAGGCUCACUUGACGAGCAACCUUAGAGUAAAUUCUACCGCUAUAGUCACUAUUUCAUCCCCCAGAGGCAGAAGAUAAAAAAAUAAUUUUUCAAAGACGACUAGUCAGACUCUCGUUGUCCUUAUGAAAGUAUCUCUGAUGCCUAAUACGCUGGGAACCUUACAUCGAAACUUCUACAUAAAAAUCUUUGAUCUUACGGAAGUUUUCUGGAAAACGGCGCGUUUUUAGGCCGACUUUGACGGGCUGUAAAAGAUGUAAUCGUCAUUAUAAGUAAAAAUCAUUUUUAGUGUAUAAAAAGCGACCGCUACUCUGUCAUAUGAAGUGAAUUUCCGCCAUAGCAUGCAACGGUAAAAGUAGUCUUUCCAAUUUUUAUCCAUUUUGGGGUCCGUGUCUCUGGGGCCUCAGUUGUGAGCACUUAUAAUGGCAGAACAGGUGUCGUAUACGACUACUCUGUCUGAAACUUUGAAGAUAGAUUCUUGGGAGCAUUGCACGUUUGCACAAGCGACCACUUUGCUCUUGUACCCUUACAGCCCGCAGGGCAAGUAAAAAUAUGAGUCCCAAUAUUUUUGGCGCACCCUGUAGUUUUAAAAAAAUUGAAAAUUCAAAAAAUCAAAAAAAAAUUUUUUGGAUACCCUAGCAUCAAUUUAUUCCUAAAAAAUUUUAGCUCAAAACCUUUACCUGAAGCGGAGAUAUUAGUCAAUCUUUUUUUCGGAGAGAGCACGUGACAAGAGGAGGGUCGGCAAGACAAAAAUCCGCAUUAUCUUCACAGGUUUCGCUCUCGAAAAAAAUUCGAGAAAUGCCGUAUUUUACCCUAAAAUUAAAAAAGUUUUUUGAGUGAUGUGCGAUUUUUUUUCUCUAAUCUUUCCAAGCUGCGCCCGAAUUUCGACUUUUAAGACUUUUAAGUCGAACUUCGACCACCGAAAUUUAAAAAUUUUGGGGUUUUUUAAAAGAAUAAUAGCCAUAAAUUCCGUAUUUUACUCUAAAAUUUCAAGAUAUUUUGAGUCCGGUCUAGCUUUCUCCCAAAUUUGACUAGCUGCGCCCAAACUUCGACUUGAUUUAUUUUUUAUUUUUGAGGCGAAAUAGCUACCAAGAUAUUCGCUUCGUAUUUUACAUCCAAAUCUAAAAUUAUUUUCAGUCCUAAACAAGCAGAGAUUUGUUUAAAUUUUUCCAAGCUGCGCCCUAGAUUUUUUCUUUUUUUUUUUUGAAAUUUGACAUUUUAACUUUUGAUUGUGCAUUAUGAAGAUGUCAUCGUAUUUUACAUUCAAAUCUAAGACAAGUUUUACUUCUAAACAAACAUAUUUUUUAUUUUUUUCCAAGCUGCGCCCUAGUCAAAAAUAAAUUUAACUUUUUUUGAAAUUUGACCAUUUUUUAGUAUUUCUUGCACAUAAUUCGAAGGUAUUACCGUAUUUUACAUUCAAAUCCCAGCUAUUUUUCAGUCCUGCACCAGCUGCUCGACGCUGAAGCCGGUCCCUUCGACGCAGCCGAGCCCGGUUAAAACCGGCACCGAUUACGAUGGAAGCGCGACGAGCGACACGGUUGGCCCGGCGUCGGACUCAACCACGACCGGCCACUCGACCGCCAGCACUCCCACAGCAGCCGGAAGCGAAGUGGAAACGCAGCGAGUAAGUUGAGGGAUUUGUGGUGAGUAGGUUAGGUUCAGACGAAAAUUUCUAAACUUUCAGUACACAGAUCUUGACGAAAUUCGGGAUAAAUUUAGAGCAAGAUAUACUGGGGCAUGUAGGCCUUUUUUAUUUUGCGAGUUGCAGAAAUGACCGAGAUUUUUAGCCUGAAAAUUGACGAAAAUUCUGCAUUUUUUUUGCUUUUUUGGCUUGAAACAUUUUGUUUUUUGGGCUAAAAUCUAUUAGAAAUUGAUGUUUCACCUAGUUAGAAGGUCCAAACAAAAUUUAAAGAAAGCCCGGACGUCUUAGCUAAAAAUAAAAUUUUUUGAUUUUUUCCGAACUGCGCCCGAGUCUCGACUUGAAAUUUUUUGUAUGAGGUCCCAAGGGGGUCAUCAUUAUUUUUAGUGAUAGAUGAUGAAUUUAAACUAGUUUAAAUUCUGAUUUUCAGUUCAUUUGUGACUGUGGAAACACUGGAUUGAGUCCCGAAGAAAGAGAUUCACUCCCACCCCCGGAAGAGGCGAAUUAUCGAUUAACCAAUCCGAUCCAAGUAUUCCCCAUCAAGUUUGGAGCUUAUAAACCCAUGGAGUUGGUGGAAGCCAUCGGUAAAACGUUUUAUUUUUUAUUUUUUUUGUUUAUUUUUUUUGAAAAUUUUUGACCCAAUAGCUGUUGUGAAAUAUGCGUAUUUUACCGUAAAUUUAUUUUAGUACAAUUUAGAUUUUUGACUUGGAAUUUAGUGGAAUUUUUAAGACUUUUUUCUUUUUUCAUUUUUCGUAUAAAAUGUCACACUCCCAAGAAAAUUCAAAAUUUCACCGGGUAAGUAUUUUUUCGUAUUUUACAAAAAGUUUUAUUAAAAGAUCCAGAAAAAAGUCGUUAAACUCAAAAAGUUUUGGUCGUAUAAAACGUCACCCUUCUAAGAUUUUCAACAAGUUUCUCAAGCUUUUUUAAAUUUUGAUUUUUUUUUGAAUCCAGAAACAAAAAACAUGUUUGAUCGUAUAAAAUGUCACCCCGAUUUUCAGAAGGUCCUACUGAACUGAACCCAGCCGCCUUGAGACCCAAUCCCCGCCCCAAAACGACUCGGUUGACGGCUUUCCAACCCUCCCUCCACUCCGUUUAUCUCGCCCAUCAUUACGCAACGCUGAUCCAGGAACUGAUCGAGAAUUACAAUUACUUGUGA